Molecule: messenger RNA, 1162 nt
Organism: Erpetoichthys calabaricus (reedfish)
Lineage: Eukaryota; Metazoa; Chordata; Cladistia; Polypteriformes; Polypteridae
Product: zinc finger protein 678-like
Exons: 1
Biological process (GO): regulation of transcription by RNA polymerase II
Cellular component (GO): nucleus
Molecular function (GO): DNA-binding transcription factor activity, RNA polymerase II-specific; RNA polymerase II cis-regulatory region sequence-specific DNA binding
Source: RefSeq, a predicted model, not a curated record
CAUACAGGAAAGAAGCCCCAUUGCUGUUCUGAAUGUGGCAAGCGAUUUUCUGAAUUAGGCUAUCUUCAGAGUCACACAAGAAUUCACACUGGAGAGAAGCCAUUUUCCUGUUUGGACUGUGGCAAACGGUUCUCAAAGAUGGUCACCCUUAAGACCCAUAUAAGAAUUCACACUGGAGAAAAGCCAUAUACUUGUUUGGAAUGUGGAAAACUAUUCUCUGACCGCAGUCAUCUUCAGAGACACAGAAAAAUCCACAGUGGGGAGAAACCGUACUGCUGCUCUGAAUGUGGCAAACAAUUUUUGCUAAGAAACGAUCUUAAGAGGCAUGCAAGAGUUCAUACUGGAGAGAGACCCUACUGCUGUUCUGAAUGUGGCAAACACUUCCGUGACAGAAGUACACUUAGAAGACACACUAAAAUCCACUCUGGUGAGAAGCCUUUUUGUUGUUCAGAAUGUGGCAAACAAUUCUCCCGAUUUGCCCAUCUUCAGACGCACACAAGAACUCACACUGGAGAGAAACCAUAUAGUUGUCCAGAAUGUGACAAGCAAUUUUUACAAAUAAGUAGUCUUCAUAGUCACACAAGAACUCAUACUGGAGUGAAGCCAUAUUACUGUUCAGAAUGUGGUAAACUAUUUGCACAACUAAGCAAUCUUCGGAGUCAUGCCAGAACUCACACAGGGGAGAAGCCACAUUGCUGCAAUAACUGUGGCAAAAGAUUCUCUUACAAGAGCAGUCUUCAAAACCACUCAAAAAUUCACAUAGGAGAAAAACCUCAUUGCUGUUCUGCAUGUGGCAAACAGUUCUCAAAAAUGAUCAGUCUUAAGACCCACAUGAGAAUUCACACUGGAGAGAAACCAUAUUCCUGUUCUGAAUGUGGGAAGCAGUUCUCUGACAGCAGCCAUCUUCGAAGACACAAAAGAAUUCACUAUUGAGAGAAGCCAUGAAAGAGUAAGAAGAAAGGAAAGAAACAGUUCAAACUAACUCUCCUUAGUCCAAGUCUGCGCCAGGAAGACAGAGUCCUCCAAGAAGUGGACUCAGGGCUUUUUAAUGCCAGUCAACAGUGGACAGAUUUGCAGAAGAGGGAAGAGAUGCUUUAAAUGGUAAGUUUUGUAUUUAUCCAUUCCCAGGAAUUUGGGAAUCCCGCAUUUCAUUCCCGGCAAU